Messenger RNA from Chelonia mydas (Green sea turtle), 1469 nucleotides. RefSeq names its product DnaJ heat shock protein family (Hsp40) member B13 (gene DNAJB13). Gene Ontology annotation, molecular function: protein-folding chaperone binding. Bases 127 to 1077 code for a protein of 316 amino acids. Lineage: Eukaryota; Metazoa; Chordata; Testudines; Cheloniidae. Gene Ontology annotation, cellular component: cytosol. The record is from RefSeq and is a predicted model, not a curated record. The transcript is spliced from 8 exons.
ACGGCCAGGCCCCGGAGGGGGGGAGGGGCUUGUAGUCCGGAAGUGGUGUGUGGGUGAAAAGAACUACAACUCCCACGCUGCCCCGCGCGGCGGCGUCCAUAGCAACGGGCGAGCGGGCCGGGCGCCAUGGGGCAGGAUUACUACGCGGUGCUGGAGCUCCGCCGCAGCGCCAGGGACGCCGACAUCAAACAAGCCUACCGGAAACUAGCCUUGAAGAACCAUCCUUUAAAAAAUAAAGAACCUUGGGCGCUGGAUAAAUUCAGGCAGCUCGCAGAAGCGUAUGAAGUGUUAAGUGAUCCUGUGAAGAAGGGCAUCUAUGAUAAAUUUGGAGAAGAGGGUCUCAAAGGCGGGAUCCCCCUGGAAUUUGGGAGUGAAAACCCCUGGUCUGUUGGCUAUGUGUUUCACGGCAAUGCUGAUAAAGUCUUCAAGGAGUUCUUUGGAGGCGAUAAUCCCUUUGCUGAGUUCUUUGCCCCAGAUGGGUCUGAGGUGAACAUGGCAUUCGGGGGGCUGCGGGGAAAAGGGGUGGCGAAGCAGGACCCGCCAAUUGAGCGAGAUCUCUACCUGUCACUGGAGGACCUGUUCUACGGAUGCACCAAGAAAAUUAAGAUUUCUCGCAGGGUGAUGAAUGAAGACGGUCACACGUCCACCAUCAGAGAUAAGAUCUUAACAAUCGACGUGCAGCCCGGGUGGAAGCAGGGCACCAGGAUUACCUUUCAAAAAGAAGGCGACCAGGGCCCGAACAUUAUCCCAGCUGAUAUUAUCUUCAUUGUACGAGAGAAACUCCACCCAAGGUUUAAAAGGGAGGAUGAUGACCUGCUCUAUGUAGCCACCAUCCCCCUAGGGAAGGCUUUGAUUGGCUGUACAGUGGAUGUGAGAACCCUAGAUGACAGACUGCUUAAUAUUCCCAUCAAUGACAUAGUCCACCCCAAGUACUUCAAAAUCGUGCCAGGGGAAGGGAUGCCUCUGCCUAGUGACCCCACGCGCAAAGGGGAUCUCGUCAUGUAUUUUGAUGUCCGCUUCCCCGAAAGGCUCACACCGGCCAAGAAGCAGCUCCUGAGACAAGCACUCCUGACUUAAGCAUGCUGUGACUUCAGCUCCAUGGGACCCAGGGGAAUAAAGCUUUCUAGCUAUUUGUACAGAUUGUGUCACUGGGUGUAUGUUAUUGGUGUUAGAGAUGGCUCCCCCACUGCAUGGUGUCUUUGAAACAGUCUCUGUAAUGACUGCAGUGAAGGGCAAUGAAAGAAUCAGCUGGGAUUAUUGACUGACCUGAGAUCUGUACUGGUUAAAGCUCAGCAUGGAACCCUGCUGUCCUGGCCCCAUUACAUUCCUCCCUGCAGUUCAGCUGGAGGCUGAUGUUCCUCAUUUCCAGCAGUUUGUAGCAACACUGUGCUCUGCCACAGAGCUGCCCUGUUCCACCCUCCAGGUGGCUGCAGUGCCAGAGGCAAUGGGGAAAGCCUGUGGGGAUGAAA